AUGAAACGAAACCAAAGAGUUCCCCAAUUUUUCUGUUUUCAAUGGACCAAAUCCUUUCUCCUCGCGGUUUCCUUGCAAACCAGCAUCAUUCAAUGUGCACGGAACGACUUGCAGGAAAGCCAGCAAAACUAUCUGCAGGGAAAUAUAAAUCUCUCAUAUCUGCCUGAAUUGGACUUGGACGGGGACAAAUUCUCUUUCUCCCAUCGUCUAUUGGAUAUUGUAACAUACACCUUUUGCACAAUUGGAAUUCUUUCCAAUUUCUUUGCUUACGCCCUCUUGAAUGGAAAAGCCACCAUCGGCAUCCUCUUAAUUAAGCUCGUCCUCCUCUCCGAUGGUCUAGUUUGUGCAUUCUAUCUUUUAAAUCAGAUAUGGACGGAUAUAACAAUCAACUAUCUCAUGAACUCCCUAGUGACCGAAUACCUCUCCAGAAAGCCGGUCCUUCAGCACAUAUCAAAUGUCCUUCGAACGCUUGCUGUGACCUCAGUCAGUGUGAGUAAUUGGUACAUUGUUUGCAUGAUUCUCCAUCGAUGUGUAUCCAUCUAUGCCAAUCCCGCGCGGGGACGGCUCAGAAGGUCACUAUGGGCGUUUGCCCAGAAGCCGUCUAACCUCUGGUUGGCCUACCUAUCCUGUUGCCUGUUUAGUCUUCUACAAGCAGCUCUCACCCUGCAUUGGUUUCCCCUCCUCUUGGACGUUCUCACCUUUGUCUUGCCACUCUGUCUGGUUUUCCUAUUUUCCAUUAUCCUUCUCUACGGUCUGCGGGCUAUCCAACGAAGCCAGAACCGUAACCUGCCCACGACCGCUCCUCAAACAAGGUCUUUCCGUUCCUGUUGUGGUUGUGGUGUUCUCUGCUCGCCGCAUAGGUGUGGAAAAGGUGAUCUGGAUGACAGCUUUGCUCAAACCAAGUUACAGACUGGCACACAGUACAAUGGCUCUACCUAUAUUGCCAACAACAGUUACACGGGUGCUUCGCUGUGGGCUGGGCCAAGCAGAGAACUGGACUGUAAGGAACAGGAUGCAUACAACCCCUCGACUGCUGAUCCAGAGACGAGGACAAACAACCGGGAUCUGUCCGAGUUGCAUCGUAAGCGCGUCUACUCCCGUAUCACGAUGACAAUACUGAGCCUGGCUGUGUCCUUCCUGAUCUUGGACUCCCUGCAGUUUGCUGAUCUGCUGAUCCGUAUUCCCUGGCAGAAUAUUCUUGGCAGUGUGGAGGACCACAGACAGCAGAACCUCUCGCAUCUCUCCCACCUCAACCUCACUAUGGAUCUCCUCAUGCGGGAGGUGCAAACUAGCGGUGAAAAACAGAGCGUACUGAGCAUUGUGAAGAACUCCUGCACUCUGGGCAAAACCCUGACAAACUUUCUCAUCCUCUGCGCCCACAGUCGCCACUUCCGAUUCCUGCUGAUUGCGCAUUUUCGGCGUCUACAGAGGGUGCUACACAGUCGGAGGUACCGACUGUGUUGCCAAAGGGCACAGGACAAGCAUUUAUACCGAGCUGUUGCACCACCACCACCACCGCCAGUGCCACCAGCACCGCCAGCCUUUGUUCAGCAGCGGCAGCACAACUGCGUCGACUGCAGCAACAACAAAAAGAAACGAGUACGAUGGCAUGAUCACCGGGGUGGUGGUGGUCAACACCAGCCGGCACCCCAAGAACCACAAACUGUGCUCAACCGAUGCCACUGCCUGCAGGCUUUGAAGGUCGCUCAACAUGUGGGUCCCGCGGUA
Messenger RNA from Dibothriocephalus latus, 1728 nucleotides. The record is from the annotation of a GenBank genome assembly. Lineage: Eukaryota; Metazoa; Platyhelminthes; Cestoda; Diphyllobothriidea; Diphyllobothriidae.